AUGGAAGUGGCCUGGAGAGGAACUCUCGGGAGCUGGUCCAAGCAAGAUGUACCGCGAGAGUGUCUCUCAUGGAAGUGGCCUGGAGAGGAACUCUCGGGAGCUGGUCCAAGCAAGAUGUGCCGCGAGAGUGUCUCUCAUGGAAGUGGCGAUGGAAGUGACGAAUGGAGCAGGUCACGGACCGUAUUUAUACCCGCCAGACAGCUCAUAUCCCGAGUUAUCGCUCCUCGGUCUGCGUUCCGCGACCGAUGCCUUCCCCGCUUCCCCGCGCCCGGAGCAUAUCCCGCGUCGCGGCGUCGCGGCCCCCGCGCGUCGCCUGCGGCUAUCUUACGCAUCUCCACCGCCCGCGCUGAUGACCCCGCCGUGCGUCACCUCCGCACCCAAGGCUGCGUCACGCUCCUUCGCCAUGCUCGGCGCUUGCCUCCAGCACUCGCUCUCCGCGCCGCUGGCCCUGCUUCCGUCACCCGCGCCGCGGUUGCGUCACAGCAUCAUGGGAGCAGCGCGCGCUGCCUCCUCUCCUCCCCUUGCGACCAUGCGUCUGCCGUCCGCACUGCCCGCGUUACGCAACGUCACAAGUCGCGGCACGUGAUCCAUCCAUCUCGCUCCUACGCAUUGAGGCAAGCGGUCGUCCCCUCUCACUCUGGCGGGUAUAAAUACUGUGCCGUGACCUGCUCCGUCGUCACUGCCUUGAGAGACUCUCACGAGGCACCACGCUUGACCAGCAAACCAAUAGGUAAGUCCCUUCUCUAUCUAUUCCUCAGAGAGUCCCUCUCUAGGCAAUACCGCCCCGGCUACCUACAGCGUUCCGCUACAGGUGUCGACCCUAGGAGUUCCUCCUUAAGGACGUCUCCCUUCCACCCUUGGCGUCACCUCCUUAAGGCUGGCACUUAUUCCUCCCACCGAACCAACCCCAAAGGAGUUUCUCCUAGGGCUUUAUUUCCCACCAACUCUAGCUCCAAGAGGUACCCUCUGGAAAGCCCUGGCGAGUUCCUCUCAGGGGUCCCACCGCGCCUCGAGCGCAAAAAUUCCCUCAACGCCUCCGGCGUAAACAU
Bemisia tabaci is the source of this 1049-nucleotide messenger RNA. The record is from RefSeq and is a predicted model, not a curated record. Lineage: Eukaryota; Metazoa; Arthropoda; Insecta; Hemiptera; Aleyrodidae.